This is a messenger RNA of Cimex lectularius (bed bug), 3733 nucleotides long. RefSeq names its product myotubularin-related protein 8 (gene Mtmr6). Gene Ontology annotation, molecular function: phosphatase activity; metal ion binding. The transcript has 15 exons. The record is from RefSeq and is a predicted model, not a curated record. Gene Ontology annotation, biological process: dephosphorylation. NCBI's taxonomy places the organism in Eukaryota, Metazoa, Arthropoda, Insecta, Hemiptera, Cimicidae. The coding region runs from base 188 to 2224 and encodes 678 amino acids.
GGGACGCCGUCAGUCGGCUUAUCGCACUUCGAACCUCCCCCAGGCCCGUUCCGUAUCUCGAAUUUGAAUUUUUUAAUUUUCCGACCAGUUUUUGUAUUUUACUCGGGUUUCCACAAAUAUUUCCACGCAUUUUCCGCCUCCCCGGGUUCACGAUUUUCCUCGCCGGGCCCAGCGGAUGCCAAGUUGAAUGCCGCAUCUACAAAUGGAUUCAAUUAAAACACCAAAAAUUGAAAAUGUUCGUAUGUUGGAUCGUUACAACGCAAGAAAGCUCUGUUUUGGAAACUUGUUUGUAACUGCAACUCAUCUUAUAUUUGUUGAAACUGAGACUAAUAAAGAGACAUGGAUUUUACUGCUCCAUAUUGCAUCGGUAGAGAAACUGCCAAUUUCAACAUCAGGAUGUCCUUUGCAGAUCAGAUGUAAAACUUUUCAUUCGGUCACAUUUGUCAUUCCACGUGAAAGGGCUUGCCAUGAUGUAUACAGUUCUCUUUUAAAAUUGUCUCAACUUGAAAAAGUGGAAGACCUUUUUUGUUUUCGCUCUUCCAAUUGUGAAAACAUUCCUAAAACCGCUGGAUGGAAUUUUUUCGAUCUUCAAGCGGAAUUUCAAAGAAUGAGAGUCCCAAACGAGCAGUGGAGCCUCACCCUCCUCAACAAAGAUUAUGAGCUCUGCGACACAUAUCCUAGUUUACUUUUUGUUCCGUCUACGGCAAAUACUACCAUUUUAACUGGCAGUUCCAAGUUCAGGAGUAAAGGACGACUACCUGUUUUAACUUACCUACAUAAAAAUAAGGCUGCAAUAUGUAGAUGCAGUCAGCCGUUAUCUGGAUUUAAUGCAAGGUGUUUAGAAGAUGAACAAAUGUUAAAUUGUAUCAUUGCUACUAAUCCAACUGCACCUCAUAUGGUUGUUGUAGAUACAAGGCCAUUGAUAAACGCAAUGGCAAAUAGAGCGAAAGGAAAAGGAGGAUAUGAAAAUGAAAAUUUUUAUGAUAAUAUAAAAUUCAGCUUUAUGGGUAUUGAGAACAUUCAUGUGAUGAGAAAUGGACUCAUGAAACUAAUUGAAACUUGUGAACUCAAAUGGCCCUCCAUGUCAGGAUUUUUAAGCGGAUUAGAAAGCAGCGGUUGGUUAAAGCAUAUAAAAUCUAUUCUCGACACGAGUUGGUUUAUUGCUCAGGCCGUAGAGUCCGGGGUUAACGUUUUAGUGCACUGCAGCGACGGUUGGGACAGAACUGCGCAAGUGUGCUCACUUGCUGCCAUGCUUUUGGACCCGUUUUAUAGAACAAUACAAGGCUUCCAGGCCCUAAUUGAAAAAGACUGGCUUAGUUUUGGCCAUAAGUUCACAGAUCGAAUCGGCCAUUUGGCCGGCGAGACCAAAGAAGUCUCUCCAGUAUUUACACAGUUUAUCGAAUGUACGUGGCAAUUGAUGGAAGAUUUUCCAACGGCUUUCCAGUUUAAUGAAAGCUUUUUAUUUGCGAUCCAUGAUAAUACGAGUUCUUGUUUAUAUGGAACAUUCAUAGGAAAUUGUGAAAAAGAAAGAAUAGAACUUAGAUUAAGUGAAAGGACUUUCUCAUUAUGGGGCUUCAUGGCAAAUCAUAUGCGAGAAUAUAUAAAUCCACUGUAUAAUCCGAAAUUUUGCGAAGGAGUUCUAAGACCAAACCUCAUACCCCAGAAUAUAAGGUUUUGGAGAGGAAUGUACUGUCGUUUUGAAAGUGGCGUCCAUCCCAGAGAGAGUGUGAGUGAAUCCCUGCUAGUUGCUUCCAAUCAUAGCAAUUCAUUAGAAGAACAUAUCAAACUACUACAAAAAAAAAUUAAUGCACUCACAAAACUAUUGAGUGAUCCUCAAGGCAAAAAGAUGUAUGAAAAAAUAAAUUCAGCAUCAUGCACUGGCAAUAAGGUAAAUGAGCAGGAAGACGUUUUGAAGAAUGCUGUUCCAUUAGUUAAAAGUAAUCCUUUUGAUCUAAACAAGAAAUCAAUCGAUUCAUUAAGCGAUGAUUUAACUGCGCUCGCAUUAGAUUGGAAAACACUCAGAAACGUCAAGUGCUUUGAAUGUACAGCUCCUUCUGACCAUAGUAUGGUAAAGUAUCACUGUUGGCAGUGUGGGAAUAUAUUUUGUACUCGCUGUAUCGAAAAGCAUAUAACUCUUCCUGGCCACUUGAGCCAGUGUGCAGUUCCUGUCUGUCAUCCAUGUUACCAAAAAUUGAAUCGCUCAUCAUCAGCUGAAACUCCGUGAUAAUCAGGUGGUAAAAUUUGACUACCUAUGUUUAUAGUAAUUACUAUUAUAUCCGGGGUGAUCCAAUAUCGGCAAAACAGCACUAUAAAAUAUCAAAUAAAAUAAAAACAAAAUUGUUGAUUCACAAAUGUGCAUUUAGGAUAUAAUUCUACCUUAAUAGUUGGUUUAUAGUUGAUUUAAUGAAAGGUUAAGUUUUUGGUAAAUGCAAAAUUUUUUCAAUCUGACCAAAAGUCGAGUAUUUUCUAAAUUUUUUAAAAUUUAUUUCCUUAAAAACCUUGCUUGCUAAUUUACUAAUUUUACAGAACUAAUAUAUCCUGUAUGAAUGAACCAAAUCCUAACCGACUAUCUUCAAUAUUAUGAGCUAAUUUUACCAUCAAACAGUUCAACUCUACUUAUUCAUAGAAAUCUUUAAAAAAAUUUAACAUCACAUUCGUAACCCCAAAGCAAAAUUUUGUCCUAUGCCUAGCUUUGACACUUAACAUUUAUUUUUGAGCACUCAUUUUGGAUUACCCUGUAUAUAAUACUGCAUUUACUAUUGUUGGUUCAAACAACUAAGUGUUACAUGUGUUUUUUUUCUUAUAAAAUUAGUUGUAAAAAAUAAAUUCUUGUUAACACGUUUGGUGCAGCAAAAGAGGCAUUGUACUUUCCAUUUUUAUCUGAAUCCUUGUGGAUUGGCAGAGUCAAGUUCAUAAAAUUUACCGUAUAACUGUAUGUUUAAAAAUAGAUGUAGCAUCUCAGAAGUGGGAUUUAGCCAAAAUUAAACAGAAAAAAAAAUUCCACACUCAACUGGCUUGGCUACGACUUGUUUUCCUUUUUCAGAUGUCAGGGCCACUCAACAGGGGCUUAGGGGUGCAACUUGUCCACACAUGUAUCCCAAACAUGUCUUUUCUAGUAACUUUUUUUAAAAGAUGGAAAUGGUUUUAUGCUUGUAUUACAGUAUUCACAGCUGCUGUUCUGAUUUUACCCGCUGUUCUUUGUUUUUAUUUCAUAGUUCAAGGCUUGGAAUCUAAGAGUUGGUUGUUGAUGAAAUUUUCUGCCCGGUAAUUUAUUGAAACACAAGAGCAUUUAUAGUAAUUAUUCAAUUCAAUGUCAGAUAUUUAUCUGUAGAUUUCCCCUUUUAAAAAGCACAAUUGAAGUCGGCAGAGUGAUAGUUGUUUGGCACUUUACGAUGCUCGCUUUGAUGUCUUUGGUGCAAGAAGCAGCGCCACAGCAAUACACUAGGAUGGUCAGGGUAUUUUGAUCAAGUAUUAAAAAUCUUGUUUUCAAAUUAUUUCUUUACUGUUCCUCAAUUUGUUUCAAUUAAUACUUUCAAUUUACCUCCUCCCUUUCCAAAAAUUGACUAGUCUUAUUAGUGCUGUAGAUAACAUUAGUUUUGUUUUCUCAUAUUGUCCUUUUCACCAAACCUUCAAUUUGAAUUUACCUACCUUAGACUGCAAGCCGUUUUUGAUUAUUAUUUUAAUUUGAACUUAAUUUUUUUUUAAAUUUAGAUUUCUCUAUCAUUUGGUAAUU